Messenger RNA from Thlaspi arvense, 882 nucleotides. The record is from the annotation of a GenBank genome assembly. Lineage: Eukaryota; Viridiplantae; Streptophyta; Magnoliopsida; Brassicales; Brassicaceae.
GAUCAAGUAUACACACCGAUUACUUUUAGUUGUUACUAUGAUGGCAAGUUUGGCAGAGUUGAAAGUAAUGCGUAUCAGUUUGAUGAAGAAGCAAGCGAUAAAAUGAAUGUGGCAGAUUUUAUUGAUGAAGAGAUUGAUAAGUAUGCUACACCUCUAUGCUCAGAUGUUGAAGAAGAUGAUAAUGUGACAGAGCGUUAUUUCAGAUACAAGAAAGGCAAUGGUGAGUUGAAGUUAAGACAAGCUUUUGACAAUUUAGAGGAUAUCAAACAAGUUAUAUUAGCCUAUGUCGUAAAGAAAAGAUGGAAUGUGAAAUAUGUUCGUUGGGAGAACGACAAAUCUGAACUCAGAUGUUCAAAGCAGAAAAAGAUUGGGAAUUGUAAGGUAUUUCCUGCUGGUAAUGAGAUCUAUAAGGUUAGAGAGAGAAAAUCUGCAUUCAAGGUUUGCAUGCUUAUACACACUUGCACAUGGAAAAUGCCAAGAUUAUCUUGUUGUCAUUAUAGUAAACCAAUUGAGGUAGUGCGUUGUAUAAACUUUUGGGAAAAGUCUGAUGAAGUGGAGAUUAUGCCGCCAUCAACGGAAAUAGAACCAACAAAAAGAAGAAAGAAAAUUCCUAUAAGAAUCAAAAUAAUGAAUGUGUCUCCAAGUAAGAAGAUGACUCGAUUUUUAUUAAUGAUUUCAGGAGAAAGAAGAACCAUUCACUUUGGAAGAUGUGGAAACAGUAGACAUAACACAAGAAAGUGUCAAAAUGUUGUACUAGCUAUUCAUCGACCACCAAAAAUGAAGAAAGUAUCUGAAGAUCGAUCUGAUUUUGGUGAGGGAUCAAGUCAACCAACGCAAAGCCAAUUGGAUAUUGAUGUGUUUUGGAUUCAAAGAUUCAUUUCU